Molecule: messenger RNA, 1327 nt
Organism: Toxorhynchites rutilus septentrionalis
Lineage: Eukaryota; Metazoa; Arthropoda; Insecta; Diptera; Culicidae
Product: E3 ubiquitin-protein ligase RNF181
Exons: 3
Coding region: 683-1174 (163 amino acids)
Biological process (GO): protein ubiquitination
Cellular component (GO): cytoplasm
Molecular function (GO): ubiquitin protein ligase activity; zinc ion binding
Source: RefSeq, a predicted model, not a curated record
CAAUAACUCUCGGUCUAAGGGGGUCUCCGUAGCCACAUUGGUUGCGCGUUCGCUUGGUAAGCGAUCGAUCGUGAGUUCAAAACUCAGGGCCCUCAUUGACCAUCUUUGUGUUGUUACAGAAUAACUACGUCCACGCAACAAUCAUCAGCGAUGGAGAUCGAUCCACGGUCGAAAUAAGAUCCAUACAACUGCUCUGCUCUGCAAGACACAUCGGGCUGCUGUUCUAUAAAUAACUCAACAAUGAUCAAUCAACUGUCUCCGCUGUCCGGUCUAACUGGAUAAUGGAAGAACAGAAGGAAAACUCGCCUAAAUGGCUACUGCGUAAAUGUGUACCAUAUGCAAUGGUUAUAGAAGGGAAUACUCUAAACGCCGAAAAAUGUGUAAUGUGCUAAUUAUAGAUAUGAUAAACAUGUGACAUGUACACGAUUAAAAUUCGGCUCUGUUUCAGCUAAAAUGCUAAUGCGCCCAAAAUAAAUAAAAGGGAUAAAAAAAUAACUCUCGGUCUGUCAGACCUAUGCGCGAGUAUAGGAAGGUUAAAAACGUGUGCCUCGAGUGGAUAUUUCAUGUUUUAGAAAGAGAAUUAAAUGAGUCCAAACCAUAUCAAGAGAAUGUUGUGGCUAUCCGGCGACUCAUUUUUUGAGUUUUUGGCCAAAAAUCCGUUCACAAUGAUAACCUUGUGGAUAUGCCUAUCUUUAAAUCUGUUGUAUACUAUUAUAUAUGGGCGCGCGCGAUGGCCGAUUACUUCGAGGAGCUUGGGUGUGAACCGAUUGCGGCGGAUCAAACCGAGAGCCACCAACUGCUGCUGAUGGUUCGCUUCCUCCAGCAGAAUGGGUUCUUCGCCGAUGACUUCAGCGCGGACAGUUUGCCCCCGCCUGCCUCCAAAGAGGUCGUGAAAAAUCUCCCCGAGAAGGUGGUCACCCAAGAUGACGAGCGGUGCGCCAUUUGCAUCAAACCAAAUGAGGAUGUAAACGAGGCCUUCCUGGUGCUGCCCUGUAAGCAUGAUUUCCACAAGUCCUGCAUUAUGCCGUGGCUGGAGAAGACGAACAGUUGCCCACUGUGUAGACACGAGUUGAAAACGGACGACGAGAACUACGAGGAGCAGAAGAAGUUCCGUCAGAGAGCUGCCAGGAGAGAGCAGGAGAUUGAAGAGUUACAUAAUUCCAUGUACGGUUGAGAUGCUCGAUGGGUGAUUUCAAUAUUUGAUUUACAUAUAAAAUAUAAAUAAAAAUAAUCCCAACUUGGAACGCGGUUUAAAACGUGGUGAAGGUCCUUAAUGAAGGAUUCAGAAUUAAGUGAUUUACUAAAUAAAAUAAAAUCGCUCUUUGAA